GCGUUUCUUUGAGCUUCAGACUGGGUGUACUAGAAUGUGUACAGGAACUACGUUAUGUCUGCAGCUCAUAUGGAUGUUCUGAGGCACUGGGCAGAGAUGAGCUAAGUAGCAGGCACUCACACAUCGACACCGGAGUCUGCCAAGGGAAAGGUAAAUGUCGAAAGCAGACUAAAACGGUACGAAUCCCCUUUUUUCUUAAUCGCAACGGUUUUCUAGAAUACUAGCGGAGCUCUCCGGAAACCGUCCAUGGUCUAUUUAAGAAAAAUAAGGCUUCCAAUUAGACAGGAGAUUUAGCGCUUCCGAUUGCGUCUCUAAUAGCGAAGUGUCUGGCGCUUACCGGCAGCCUGCUGAGAUGUGUGGAUUGGAGCUGCUGCUUGGGGUGCUGUACCUGCUUGGGCUCACGUGUGGCCAGAACGAAACGGAACCGAUCCUGCUGGAAGGCAAGUGCCUUGUAGUUUGUGACUCCAACCCGAUGGCUGACCCCACUGGUACAGCGCUGGGCAUUUCGGUUCGCUCUGGCAGUGCCAAGGUGGCAUUUUCUGCUAUUAGAAGCACCCAUCAUGAGCCGUCGGAGAUGAGUAACCGGACCAUGAUCAUCUAUUUCGACCAGACCUUGGUUAAUAUUGGAAGCAGUUUUGACUCAGAACGAAGCACUUUUAUAUCACCCAGGAAGGGGAUUUACAGUUUUAAUUUCCACGUGGUGAAAGUAUAUAACCGGCAAACCAUUCAGGUUAGUUUAAUGUUAAAUGAUUGGCCUGUGAUUUCAGCUUUUGCUGGUGAUCAGGAUGUGACAAGAGAGGCAGCCAGCAAUGGAGUUCUUAUUCAAAUGGAGAAAGGGGACAAAGCUUACCUAAAACUUGAGAAAGGAAAUUUAAUGGGUGGUUGGAAGUUUUCCACCUUUUCUGGAUUCCUUGUGUUCCCUCUUUAAACUGACAUUAUUCCACAGAAGCAAGAGACAUGGAACAUAAACAAAUGUCUGUUUCACCAACAAACCUGCUCUGAGAGACAUGAACAAGACUCUUGUAUACAUGAAAUAUAAACACCCUGCAUAUAUAAAUGUGUGUGAACCUGCUUUGGAAACUUUAUAUUAUAAUAAAAGACAAGAAACUGGUGAGAUCAAC
Messenger RNA from Xenopus laevis (African clawed frog), 1121 nucleotides. It is a transcript of the gene cbln1.L, whose product is annotated as cerebellin 1 precursor L homeolog. The transcript is spliced from 3 exons. The coding region runs from base 353 to 928 and encodes 191 amino acids. NCBI's taxonomy places the organism in Eukaryota, Metazoa, Chordata, Amphibia, Anura, Pipidae. The record is from RefSeq and is marked provisional. Gene Ontology annotation, cellular component: glutamatergic synapse; extracellular region; synapse. Gene Ontology annotation, biological process: maintenance of synapse structure.